Molecule: messenger RNA, 6150 nt
Organism: Ahaetulla prasina
Lineage: Eukaryota; Metazoa; Chordata; Lepidosauria; Squamata; Colubridae
Gene: DGKQ
Product: diacylglycerol kinase theta
Exons: 23
Coding region: 254-3124 (956 amino acids)
Biological process (GO): lipid phosphorylation; intracellular signal transduction; diacylglycerol metabolic process
Molecular function (GO): ATP-dependent diacylglycerol kinase activity
Source: RefSeq, a predicted model, not a curated record
UCUCUGGCUUGCCUGGCAAGCGCGGCGGAAGUCUCGCUUAAGAGCCGCCGCCGCCGCCGCCGCUGCUGCUGUUGCCGCUGGCGGCGCGUCCCCGGAGCAGGGAGCAAAAAGAAAAAGAGGGAGCGAGAGAACAAGCAAAGCGCCCGGCGUCCGCUUGGAAAAGAGGUGUAGGGGGGGGGGAAAGCCGCCUUCUCCCAAAGAAGAGCGGGAGACUGCGCUAUCCGGGAACGCCGGCAACAAUUGCCGCCUGAGCAUGGCAGAAGGAGCCCGUUCCGUGGUGGGAGGCAGCCGCGGCUCCAGCCCCUCGUCCAGCCCGCUGAUGGCCAGAGGGGGCAAGAGCCACUCGCUGCCCACGCCGUCGUCAUCGUCGUCCUCUUCGACUUCGCUGCAGCAACACCACCAGCACCAGCACCAACACCAGACGCCGCCUGCCUCCCCCAAGCAGCAGCCGCCCCCGCCGACGGCUCGGGGCAGCCCGCCCGGCCACUGCUUCAAGAGGGUCACCCUCACCAAGCCCACUUUCUGUCACUAUUGCACCGACUUCAUCUGGGGGUUGGCGGGCUACCUCUGCGAAGUUUGCAAUUUUAUGUCUCAUGAGAAGUGCCUGAAGUAUGUGAAGAUACCUUGCUCAUCUAUUGCUCCAAGUCUUGUAAGGGUUCCAGUUGCACAUUGUUUAGGACCCAUAGGACAUUAUAAGAGAAAAUUCUGUUCUGUGUGCAGAAAGCAGUUGGAAAGUCCAGCAUUUCGCUGUGAAGUAUGUGAGAUACAUGUACACACAGACUGUGCCCCCUUUGCUUGCAGUGAUUGCCGUGAGUGCCAUCAAGACGGUCAUCAAAAUCAUGAUAUGUACCAUCAUCACUGGAGGGAAGGAAACCUUCCAUCAGGCUCACGUUGCAAAGUUUGUAAGAAAACCUGUGGCUCUUCUGACGUGCUCUCGGGAAUGAGAUGUGAAUGGUGUGGCCUUCUGGCUCAUGCCGCUUGCUGUGUGAUUGUGCCUCCUGAGUGUACUUUUGGAAGAUUAAGGAACAUGAUUCUUCCCCCCAGUUGUGUGCGAUUAUUUUGUCGGAACUUCAGUAAAAUGCACUGCUUCCGAAUAUCAGAAAGCAUACAAGCAGAGCCAGAUGAUGACGAUGAUGUUGAUAGUUCAGCACAAUCAUCAUUAAAAGAAUCCCAGGUUUCAGCAGAUUCAAGUAAACAAAUAUUAAAAAUAUAUGAUGGGAAUGAUGCAGUAAAACGUAAUCAGUAUCGUCUUAUCACAGUUCCGAGGAUUGCAAAAAAUGAAGAAGUUGUGGAGGCUGCACUGAGGGCAUACUACAUCAGUGAUGAUCAACAAGAUUACGAACUUCAGACAUUCACUCAGCAGGCCUUGUUUUGUGACGACAUCAUUAAUAGGAACGAUACGACUGAAGAGGCGCAGCCGGGAUCUGUCUUUCGAGAAGCUGUUCCUGAGGCGUGGGUUAUCAGAGCUAAACCUAAAGAGAAUGAAGUCAUAAAGAUUUAUCCCGGCUGGCUGAAGGUUGGAGUGGCCUGUGUCUCAAUACGCAUAAAUAAGGGGAGCACCACCGAAAUGGUGAUUAAAGAAGUUCUUCCACUACUUGGAUACCAGUCAGAUUGCUUCCAAAACUUCAAAUUGGUGGAGGUCCUGAUGGGCUCAAGACAAGUUCAGCGAAUGGUGCUGGAUGAUCAUGAAUCAAUUAUCAGCAGGUUACAAGACAUCAGAAAGACAUCAUUGCGGCAGAUGAACCAAACAAGAUUUUACAUUGUAGAAAAUAAUAUAUCGACUGUGCGUGUCUAUCUGUUUGUUGGUGGUCUGCCACUCCAUCUUACUCCAGAAGAAUAUACAAAAAUCCUCAAAGAUGAAUUAGCCAUCAAAACCAAUUUAGUUUCUAUGAAUCACAUAUAUUCAUCUCAAGGUGCUGUUGUGCUAGAAAUUACUUGUUUUUCUGAAGCUGAAAGACUGUAUAUGUUAGUUAAAGAUACUUUCAUCAAUGACAAGGCAUUAACUGCAGUUAUUCUCCCUGAAAUACUGCAAAAUAAGCUUCCUCAGAACUGCUGUCCUUUGCUUGUAUUUGUGAAUCCCAAAAGCGGAGGUCUUAAAGGUCGGAAUUUGCUGUACAGUUUUCGAAAACUUUUGAAUCCACAUCAGAUCUUUGAACUAACAAAUGGAGGUCCACUGCCUGGAUUUCAUACCUUCUCUCAAGUUCCAUAUUUCCGAAUAUUGGUAUGCGGUGGUGAUGGCACAGUUGGAUGGGUCCUUGGUGCCCUGGAAGAGAUCAGGCACAAGCUCGCCUGCCCUGAACCAUCCGUGGCUAUUUUGCCUUUAGGAACAGGUAACGACUUGGGAAGGGUCCUGCGCUGGGGUGCUGGCUACAGUGGCGAAGAUCCGUACUCCAUUCUGAUAUCCGUAGAUGAAGCUGACGAUGUGCUUAUGGAUCGUUGGACCAUCCUUUUAGAUGCUCAAGAGGCACUGGAAAGCUCAGAAAAUGGUGUAUUAGAGCCAGAACCUCCUAAGAUUGUACAGAUGAAUAAUUAUUGUGGCCUUGGAAUUGAUGCAGAGCUGAGUCUAGGUUUCCAUCAUGCUAGGGAAGAAGAGCCAGGCAAAUUCAAUAGCAGGCUACACAACAAAGGAGUCUAUGUAAAAGUUGGGCUGCAGAAAAUGAGCCACACCAGGAGUCUUCAUAAAGAAAUCAAACUUCAGGUGGACCAGCAUGAAGUUGAGCUUCCAAGUAUAGAGGGUCUUAUUUUCAUCAAUAUUCCCAGUUGGGGAUCAGGUGCUGAUCUUUGGGGGUCUGAUAAUGACAAUCGGUUUGAGAAACCAAAAAUUGAUGAUGGCUUAUUAGAAGUAGUUGGUGUCACUGGAGUUGUUCACAUGGGUCAAGUUCAAGGAGGUCUCCGUUCUGGCAUCCGGAUAGCCCAAGGCUCCUACUUCCGUGUCACACUUCGGAAGCCAAUUCCUGUCCAAGUGGAUGGUGAGCCCUGGAUUCAGCCACCAGGUCAGAUAAUUAUUUCUGCAGCAGGACCAAAGGUUCAUAUGUUAAAGAAAUCAAAACAGAAACAGAAGAAAACUGGAAACAUAAAGGAUUCAAGAACCGAGAGCACAUUGGCUGAUGAAGCAGGGCACUGAUGAGAGAUACUCAUAGUUCAAAUGCUGCACACCUACUGUAGAUGACACCUGUCUGGCAAAAUACUGUUGCAUAGUUCAGGUCAUUUAUGAGCCUGUCUUCUUGUUCCAUGUUCAUUGUUCAGUAACCAUGUAACUGACAUGAAAAUAUGAUUGUACACAGAAGUUGAUUGGAGGAGUUUGUAUUAGGGACCCUUUGAGAAAAAUACAUUCUUUCUCCUUUUCAGCCACUCUGUUGAAGGAUUUAAGCUAGUCCAGAGAAAAAUUAAUAACUUGGGUGAGAAUCAAAAAGAACCAAUAAUAUAAUUUGUGAACUAGUUCCUGAAAUAGGGUAGAUUUAUGAUGAUUUAAUCCAGGGAUGCAGUUCAGACUCUGUUCCACUGGGCCAGCUUCAUUUACAGAUUUUUUUUUCUGGUCUACACAACAAGGGAUCCCAUUGCCGUCUUCUCUUCACCUGUGCAAUCCACAGGUUACUUAUACUUUUUUGAUCAAUAAGUUGUUAAAUGCACAACAGAGCUUUCAUUGAACAACUGGCAAAGAAGAAGUUUAAUAGGAUGCAAGAGGAGAGGGAAAACUCUCCCCAUAAUGGCUAGCUGUGCUCUGUUUCAAAUUUUCAUCUAUGCACCACAAACGCUUUCACUACACUACCACAGGAAACUUUUUGAGAGAAAAGAAAGCUCCUAUAAUUUUGACUCUCUGUUUUUAAUAGUUUAGAGAUUUUUUUUUGUUAUAAAACCUUCAAGCUUUGGUUUUCUAAUGUAUCACAUGGGUUUCUUUUCUCUAAUUCUGCUCUGUAAGUCAGUGUUCCUGAUUUCAUUCUUUAGCCUUCUCUUUCUGUCGGCAUUCAAACUGUUGCUGAAAUAUCAAACUCAGAAUGGGUACGAAGCACAAUGUAAUAAAUUAAUCUAUUUCAACCUUUGUUUGAUAAAUAUUAAAUGAUCAUGCAGAAAAUGGAAUACACAUUGGUUUGUUUUCAGUUAAAAUUCUUUUAACUUUAAAAAAAACAAAUAAUAGAUUUUGUUCUCUGAAUGUGGUAAUUGUGCUGAUGAUACCAAAUAUCCUAUAUAAAGACUUCCUUAUGAUUAAGAAACUGAUUAUCUGCCAAUACGUAGAUAUUUUUUGCUUGUUUUCACGAUUAUCAUUUUGUGGUGUUAUUUUUCCUCUAUAACAAUCAUUCAUAGUUUUGGCCAUUACAGCAGGUGGUCCUCGACUUACAACCACAAUUGGGCCCCAAAAUUUCUGUUGCAAAGUGAGACAGUUGUUAAGUGAGUUUUGCCCCAUUUUAUGAUUUUCCUUGCCACAUUUGUUAAGUGAGGAGUCCUUGAUGGUCUCUGAGCUUGCUUGUUCUCUUGUAGACAUUUCAUUACCCAACUAGGUAACAUCAUCAGUGCUAUCUCAACCCUGAGCCUACAAAUGUAAAUCCUGAGCUCAGAUAAUCUCCUUUUAUUAGUUGUUAAGUUAAUCAUUGCGGUUGUUAAAUUAGUGACACAGUUGUUAAAUGAAUCUGGCUCCCCCACUGACUUGCUUGACAGGCAGUCGGAAAAGGUGAUCACAUGACCCUGGCGACACUAACGGUCAUAAAUAGGAGUCUGUUGCCAAGCGCCUGGAUUUUGAUCACGUGAACAUGGGGAUGCUGCAACAGUAGUAAAUGUGAAAAAUGGUCAUAAGUCACUUUUUUCAGUUCCAUUGUAACUUCAAACAAUCACUAAGUGAACUCUUGUAAGUCAAGAACUACCUAUAUACCCUUCUCCCCCCAAAUGAGUAGACUGGGUUCAGAGGCUAACAGAAGAUAUUUGGAGCUUUGGUUCCUUUGCCCCUUUCUGGUCUGAAUAUGUCUGAAACGAGGUUCAUUUUUAAUGAACUGCGACUUGCCGUUUCUUCAAAAUUGAGAUAAGCUGUGGUUGACCACAAUGAAGGCUUGAAUUCAGUUCCAAAUUGCUGUUACUUCUAAGUUUCCAUUAAUUAAAAAAAAAAAAAGCAGAAAACAAUAGUGGCACACACCUCUGACUUCUUCGUGACCACACCAAAGUGAAAAAUAUUCUAUGUUAAGUCCAAGACUCAGAUGAUUAAAAGAUGGAGAAUAUGUGGUUCUCUAGCUAUUGCUGAACUCAAGACUCCUAGUGUUCUUCAUCAUGGGUGUAUAGCCUAGAAUAGUUUAGCAGCAUCUAGAAGAUGGGCAGUUGCAAUAAAUUGAGUACUGUUUCAUAUGGAGUAGCAAAAGGGAAAUAAAAGGGUAUCCUAUUUUUAGGUGUCUAACCUGUUGGAAUUGUACCACACUGUAGUAAUUAAACCCGAAUGCCAAAACAGUAGCAGUAGCCAGGAACCUAAUCAGAAUCAUGAUAUGCAACUAGGUCAUAGGCAGAAGUUGUCUUUCUGUAUUUGAAAAUAACUUGAUAGAGAUCUUUACAUCCAAAUUCAAGAAAUCAUGCAAUUGUGCAAGUUGUGCCUGUUCUAGUAUCCUUUCCCACAUGUAUAAGAAUGGAUACAGCCUUGCUAAGUGGUGACAAGCCUCUUUAAAAAUGGAUGACUUUCGUUUUACGCAUAGCCACAGAAGGAAAUUAGAAAAUGUCCAGUAAACAUCAGAACUCAGAAGGUCUGCAGGAUUUGCUUUCGUUUAGAAAAGGUGCAUUUUCAAAAGCAUUAUCGUUUUGCUGCUGCAAAUAUAGCUGCUGUUUUUUUUCCAGGAGAACAGGGGCGUCUGGAAAACAUCUACGUAGAUUCACAUAGUGUGUUCUUGUAGAUAAUACUGGUCCAUCCCCAACUUUGUCAGCCGUGGCUGUGUUUCAGCGCUCUGUGUGUCUUGCAUCUCUCAUAUAUCUGUAUUUGCAAAUAAUUGCAAAAAAAAAAAAAAAGUGAGAUGCUCACUAGUGUUCUUUAACUAGACGUUUUCAUGCACCAGUCUUCCAAACAGUGACAGCAUGUUGCAGUUUACAGUAUUUCUUAUCUCCAUGUCAUGCCAUCCAGUGUUACAUUGGAGAAUGGUGGGUAUUUUGUAAAAGGUGUUCUUAUGAGACUAUCAAUUUCCUUUU